AGGCCAUGUCUCAUUUCAAAAUGCCGUUAGAAGAGAUUGUUCCUUCACAGACGUUACUUGCACAAAUGGCUGAGCAUUUGCUACAGAUCCAGGCAGCUGUAUGUGAAAUUAGAAUUGGAAGAUGGGUCAGAAAUGGUAGUCAGAUUCGCAGUCAAAUGCGUCUCUAUGCAGAAUGCCAUUUUUGCAAUUCAAUGAUUGAUCUGGACAUAUUCUUGCUUCAGAUCUGUGCAGCUUUUCUGGAUCCUGACUACCUCCUGGAUGCCAUAUUAGAAAGAUUUGGUAUAAAACACUGGUUUCAUUUUGGUCCUCUCAAUGUUCCUACUCCAUCUUGUUUCGAUAUGGAUACCGACAUGUCCAUGGUGGAGGGCGCUCUUUGUCUGAUUCUAAACUUACUGAGCUCAAGGCUUCACUUAGGACUAAGCCACCAAGAGGUAAUUCGUCAAGAAAUGGUUGCGCUCUUGUGCAUAGGAGACAGAACACACAGUCAACUUGUUGAACUCAUUCCUGACAAGCCUGGCCAGACACACAAGAUUCAGGAGUUUGAAGAAUCUCUGGCAGAGAUUGCAGUUUACAAAGCACCAGCUUUUGAGAAUGGAUGGAUGCAGCAAGGAAAAUAUGCCCCUAAAGACAUAGUGUGGGAACAAAAAUUUGAUCCCGUACAAGUGUUUCAUCGUGCAAUGCAACGUCAGGAUAUACAGUCAGCAAUGAACAGAUACUCUGCUUUCAUAAGCAAGACAACUCAAGCGAGCAGCAGUAGUAAUCUCUGGCCGCCGUUCAAGCCCCUUCGUCCUCUUCCCAAAGGCAGCGAAGGAAUACUAAGGAUGCUCCAAUGCAAAACGAUGCAUGGCAUGCUUUACUACAUCUUUUUUCAGGCUGCCCAAGAAAAUAGCAACAUUUCUGAUUCUUUACUCUAUACAGCUGUACACUUGACGAGUUUGGCGCUGGAAACACCGGUUCCUCCACCAUCUAAGGGCUUGAAACCAAACAUAAUACUUGACAUGGAGUGUGAAGAUGUUGGAUGCCAGAUUGCUUCACGUUGUAUUGACCAUCUAGAGACGUAUGGUAAACAUGUGAAAGAUUUACACCAAGUAGAGGACUUGCGGCAUAUAAACGCAGAACUGAUAACCACGCUACAAAAAGAUCCAGACACGCCAAUCGACCCUCAACGGUUCACGUGCCAUGACGUCUGUGUAGUAAUGGCCUGUGCCGUCCAUCAGAUUAUGCAGCCUCCUCUCUUUGAUCCAUUCCUGCCCUUCAUGGCACAAGUGCUUAAUAGUGCCCUCAAUAACAAGAGCAAUCAGAAUGAGAAAGUAGCUCAGUUACAGCACAUCCAGUUUCUGCUGGAGCUACUCCCACCACACCGGAGAAACUUGGUGAAAAAACUUUCUAGUCAUCUCGUCAGUGUCUCAGAGCGGUUCAACAUCCCAACCAAGAACCUGGUCUUAGUAAGCGAUGAUUCACAGCCAAUGGAGCUUUCAAUGUUACUGAUGUACUUGAUCAAGUACCAUGACUGGAUGUUUAGGGUUCAUUCGCCCCCAUUGGGAUGGCCAGGUGACAUCCUUGAUCUCGAUUUCAAGUCCGUUUCCAUGGUAGACAGCAUACGUCAUUCAGUUGGUGUAAUCUUACCUCCAGAACCAAUGGAUACGACUCGUGCAGAAACAGCAUCUGAAGGCUCCACCAGUGUCCCAAGUCAAGUUCCUGGUACCUCUUCCAGUAGCCGACCUUUAAGCCAAUUUCUGGACGACACUCCAGCAUUUCGCACUCUUGUACAGGAAUUUAUGGCCAUCACUGAAGCCCCAGAAAGUGUUGCUCGAUCUCUUCUGAUCACGUGUGGAGGGAACCUGGAACUAGCCAUUAAUAUGCACCUCAACAUGGAAGACACACUUCCGGUCCUCCCUGAUAAUAGUUCCCAGUCCUCUUCAACCGAACGGCCAGUUCAUGAAGAGUCGGCAGGAUCAAAAGAGGAAGUCCAGCCCAAGGCCUUGAAUGAGAGUAUAUUGAGUAUAUUAUGGAAGAUUAAAACGUCUUUCGCAAGUUCUUCAUCCAGUUCUUCGAGUGUCGGUGAUGGUUCAUACUAUAUCAACAAGCUCAUCGAGCAGGCACGAACAAGCACUCCAGGAAAUGCUGCUGUUGUUGCUUCUCUAACCUCUGCUGUUAGUAAAGACGUUGAAGAAGAAAAGAGUGCUGGUGAUGACUUAGACGAAGCAGCCAGGACGGCUCUCAGACGAAAGCAAGCACGGGAGCGACAACAAAAACUCUUGGCCGAGUUCGCUUCCAAGCAAAAGUCAUUCAUGGAGCAAGCAUUGAAGAGGGAUCCUGACGCCCUAGAUGACGUUAGCAUGGAUGUCGAUGCGCCUCCCGAUACAUCUGAAACUAACAAUGACAAGACAUACGAGUGUGUGAUCUGUGGUGAAGCAUCUCCUUCGACAGAAGAGCGACCAGUGGGACUCGUUACACUGCUUCAGCCCAGUGCAGUUCUCAAGCAUCGAUCGUUGAGAAAACAGAAUACUUCUGCGUCCAAUGAGCCUUUUCAAGCAACGAAUUGCGGUGGUUUCGUAAAGACGAGAUUCAAUGCCCUAAUAAAGCUGUUUCCCAAGGAUGAAAGCAUCGAUGCCUUGUCAGCAGGAUGUGAAGGCGGGAUUCACGCACAAACCUGUGGGCACUACCUACAUGUUGAUUGCCAACAAUCGUAUCUCAAAUCACUUCAGGAGGAAGAGGCCGCCCAACUACACCACACGCAGUCAUUUAGCCCAAGGAAUGGAGAUUUCACUUGUCCAUUAUGUCGGCAGCUAAGCAACUGUGUUCUACCUGAAAUUCCACUUCUAAUAAUGCCUUCACAAGGCAACCAGAAGCACAUGGGUCACAUUGAUUGCCUUCAUCUUCAGCGAGAAACAUUAAGAAAGUAUUUUCAAAAUUCCUUUACGAAGCUGACAGCAAGUGCACUCAACUUCAGUGUUCUUGGGGCAUCAAUCAAGACGGUGGUUGAAAUAGCUUCUAUGCUCGGCACCAAUGGAGAAAUUCCUAAAUCAGAAAGACCGUUUGAGUUACUGUAUAGGACUAUAAGAACAAAUCUCGAACUCGAGCAAGUCAACAGAGAAGCAAGAAAACUCUCCACGAGUCGGAAGUCUUGUUUCGGGUCGCUGAUGCGCGCCUUUCACUUCCACUGCCAGACCCUUGUGGAACCUUUAAUUCCCGUCUGGUCAGAAUUAUCAGAUAUUGACAUUCCUCAAGAACAUUCAAAGUCAGCCAAUAACAAACCUCCAGCGGUGCCCUUGCUUCUUCGAGAUGCUCCUUCUUUACUGAUCCAGAUGAUGUUAUCAUGGACCUCAGCUCUUUCAUUACGUGAUUUUCAGUGUCUGGUUCAACUAAUCUACAACCUCGUCUUCACUCAAGGACUGGUUCAUUCUUGCUGCAAGUUUGUCGGAGAUGAACGACUCUCGUGGCAAGAAACUGGCAAGAAGGCGUUAGUCCAAAAAAAUACGCAAAAAUCGCUGACCAUCGACAUGCUGCUUGGAUUUGUGACCCAGACACUCUCGUCAAGUAAACUAUUCAAAGAAGAUAAUCUGAUGCUUGGGAUCUCACAAUCAGUAUGGUCACCUCACAUGGUAGAACAGUCCAUCAGGGACUUUUGCUUGCCUUAUCUAAAGAUCGCUAACUUGAUAUCCUCGCUUUGCUAUGACACCGUGAUGCCAAAGGUGGAGACCAGCGACCAAGAGUUCCAGGCUUAUGCAGCUUCUCUUCAACUAUGCACUGAAUCUCCUUCCUCGCGGGAUGGCUUCUCGUGUGCUGAUUGUUUGAAAUGGCCACAUGCCAAACCACUAAGUAUUAUACGUAAAUGGUGCGAUUCUCUGUCUUCCGUGACAAGACGUUAUGAUGCAUUUGUAAAGAGCCAGGAUCUUCUUCCCAUCACACAUCAGUGGCAAUCUCCAAAAAUGAUCCAACUUCCCGAACGAUAUGAUUUAGUAAUACAACAUUAUCGUAAACUAAAGUGCACCACAUGUGACACCAAACCAGACGACCCCGCGGUGUGUUUGGUCUGCGGUAGGUUUGUUUGCCUACAAGGCAUGUGUUGUGUCAGCACAGAUGAGGGACGAAAACACGAGUGUGUCAAGCAUUCAGCGGAAUGUGGUGCAGGUACUGGAGUAUUCCUUAUCGUAUUAUCAUCUGUAGUUAUCAUUAUACGGGCUGAUCGUGUUUGUAUGUGGGGAUCUGUCUACCUGGACGGCUUUGGGGAAGAGGACCGUGACUUAAGACGGGGAAAACCCUUGUUCUUAAGCCAAGAUCGCUACAAUAGACUUCAAGAACAGUGGUUUACACAUAGUUUUGACCACACUUGCAAGAGAUGGAAAAGACACAUGAAUGCGCUAUAAUUGUACAUUCAGCAGAAGAAAAACGUCACCGAAUGAAUCAGCAGUGCCUAGAUAUAAUUGACCAGUGGUCGUUCCCGACAGAACAUCAAGGCAGCUUUAAUGGGUUAUAUUCUUUGCCUAACAAAAAGAACCUCGCAAAAAAAUAUUUUGCGAGGUUCUUCUUGUUCGACAUAAAGGCGAUGACGUAAUAUGAGAUGACGUAAUAUAUUGAUAUGGAAGCAUUUCAGCUUUAUAGUUACACAUUUGAUACAGCGGUAUGGUGACGAUGACGUAGUGAUGUUAACACUAAAGUGAUAAAGAAGUGCGAGGUUCUUCUUGUUCAACAUAAAGGCGACGACGCAAUAUAACAUGGUGUAAUACAUUCAUAUGGAAGCAUUUCAGCUUCAUAUAGUGACACAUUGAUACACCGGCAUGGUGACGAUGACGUAGUGAUGUUAACACUAAAGUGAUGAAGAAGUUACGAGUAAUUUUUUGAUAGCUGACUGCAAUCCACACUGGAGCUAUGACGUCACUGCAUUCCAACAUGGAUGAAUGACGUCACUGCAUUCCAACAUGGAGGAAUGACGUCACUGCAUUCCAACAUGGAAGAAUGACGUCGGUGAAUUUACUGGAUCCCAAAGCAUGGAACAACAAGAUCGUGUUGGUACCCUCGACUCAAAGGCAGAACUUCAAGGUGCGAUAUAACCAAUUGCAUCAUGAAAACGAUGGCCAUACCGUGUGACUCACCAAGAGUUUAAACGAGAACCAAGAUCUUUAACGUCAAAAUACUUUGCUCUAAAGUAACACUUCGCCUUGAAGGGACUAAUGUUAGGGCAAAAAAGUUAAUACCCAACAAGAAAAAGUGCUCCAUAGAUUCUUCACCCUGAUAUUACUCGUACACGUUUGCUCUUGAGGAGAAUUCAUAAUUUAUUAGGGGAAAAAGUAGAGACUUUACUGACAGCUGUACAAAGAUACUUAAUAAAUCAAUAACCUUUUCCUGAAAUCGCUCGAGUGACCUCGAAACAGUCAAGCUUUAACUUUCAAAAAAGAUUUUUACUUUCAAACAAUCUACAAUUUUACAUUUUCGAUAAUGAGAAGGGGAAAAUACAUAAGCAAUAUUAAUACAUUUAACAAAAUUGACUAAUUAUGAUGAAUGUUUAACAUAAUAAAAUACAGUAAAUGUACCUCGACUUUCAACCAUUGGCUCGUGGUCACUCAAGUGAAUAGUACUCGGUUCGGGCGUAAUGUUUUCCCAUUUCAGACCACGCGUCAUUCCUUUGAGGAUAAGAUUCUUUGUUUCAGUUAUUUCAAUAUUCAUCAAUAUUCAACCGAGCGCAAGCGUUAAGCAAAUAAAUGAUACUUUAGGGAAUGACACGUGGUCUGAAAUGAGAAAACAUUACGCCCGAGCCGAGAAAGUCUAUUCGGGAAAGGGCUAGAGAGUCUUUGCUUCAUCAAGUGAUGGCAACCAUGACAGGAAGCAUAAGAAUAGAGUCGUUCUCCCCAGGGAAACUGAAUUCUUCCUAAUGUAAAUUAGAUUAAACCAGAUUCAAUUGUUCGUGCCUCCUGUCAUGGCUGCAAUCACGUGAUGACGCAAGCCUCUAUAUAUGCUAGAUUUAAACGCGUAGAAUAUAUGAAUUAUUUAUGGUGGGCGCUGUCCUGAUAAAGACCGUACUUCUUUAACAGAAGCUGGACAAUUGCAUGAACUUUACAUAAAAAGACUUGUGAUCAAAUCAUGUGGUGUUUGAACCGGUGCCGGAGAAUCGGUGCUAUGCCAUGUAACCCAUGAGAAAUAUUUUAUAUUCUUUGCAAAAAAAUGUUUAAUAUAAUAAAAAGUCAAAUAUUUCAAAAAGGAAUAGAA
Messenger RNA from Actinia tenebrosa (Australian red waratah sea anemone), 6207 nucleotides. Its product is annotated as E3 ubiquitin-protein ligase ubr3. Gene Ontology annotation, molecular function: ubiquitin protein ligase activity; zinc ion binding. Gene Ontology annotation, cellular component: cytoplasm; ubiquitin ligase complex. The record is from RefSeq and is a predicted model, not a curated record. Gene Ontology annotation, biological process: ubiquitin-dependent protein catabolic process via the N-end rule pathway; signal transduction; protein ubiquitination. Lineage: Eukaryota; Metazoa; Cnidaria; Anthozoa; Actiniaria; Actiniidae.